ACCUGCAAGGUGUAUAUUUAAAGCAAGAAAAGGAACUUGAGCUAAUUCAAGCUUAUACUAGAAAAAAGAUUAGCCAACUAAAUGCAUCCAAUACUAGGCUUGGAUCUUCUGAACAGGCAUCCUAUACUGAAAUUCAAUCACUUAAAUCUGAGAUUAAAACACUAAAGAAAAAAGUGACCCUUACCCAGAAAGCUUCGUCCUUUGACAAGGAUGAGAUUCUUUGUCUUAAAGGUGAAAUAAAUAAACUGAAAGCUGAAGUAGAAGAAUUAGAAUCAAAGAUGGAAUUAGAACGGACAUCUUAUGAUUCAGAUACUACUUCAUUUAGGGAUAAAAUAAGUGAAUUAAAUUCCUUUAAUCGUAUAUUGGAGCAGAAAAGGGAUGAUUUAAAUUCAAAGAAACAUGAAUUGGAAGCUGAGGUAGGGCGUAAGGAUUCUGAAAUCACCUCUCUUGAAGCUAAAAUAAAUGAGCUAGAGAAA
This is a messenger RNA of Cetraspora pellucida, 476 nucleotides long. The record is from the annotation of a GenBank genome assembly. Lineage: Eukaryota; Fungi; Glomeromycota; Glomeromycetes; Diversisporales; Gigasporaceae.